Oncorhynchus gorbuscha (pink salmon) is the source of this 4186-nucleotide messenger RNA. It is a transcript of the gene atp8a2, whose product is annotated as ATPase phospholipid transporting 8A2. Gene Ontology annotation, biological process: phospholipid translocation; neuron development. The record is from RefSeq and is a predicted model, not a curated record. The transcript has 37 exons. Gene Ontology annotation, molecular function: ATP binding; ATPase-coupled intramembrane lipid carrier activity; magnesium ion binding. Lineage: Eukaryota; Metazoa; Chordata; Actinopteri; Salmoniformes; Salmonidae. Gene Ontology annotation, cellular component: plasma membrane. Bases 136 to 3873 code for a protein of 1245 amino acids.
CCUAUGCGCGCUCUCGUCACUGCUGAGCCGACCCAUCGCCCGUCCCUCGUCCAACGAUCGAACAUGAUUCAUCUCCCAGCGAACGCAGCCUUGUCCCGGGCCCGCAUUCCCCCGCUUUGUACGUGAGCCACCGGCAUGCCAGCGCCCCGGCCGCCCUCUUCCAGGCCAAUACAGACCCCCGGCUCAAGAUCAGGAUGUACUUCAACCGGCGAUCGAAGAAGAUCCACAGCGAGGGAGUUAGUGUUGACUCUCAUUAGGCAGGAGAAGUCUCCUGACCACCUGGACCCAGAGCUGGGCGUCGGCGUGGCCGCCAUGCGCUCCCGACUCGCUAACAGGUUUGAAAAAACCUCGCCUCUCUCCCAUCAAUCGAACGGUGCAGGAACCUCUUGUUCAUCCGCCGGCUACCGCAAGGCAGAUGAUGAGAUGUCCGGGACUACUUCGCAGGCAGAUCCCAUAGAUGCUACGGCGCGGACGAUUCUGCUAAACCAACCUCAGAACACCAAGUUCUGUGACAACCAUGUCAGUACCACUAAGUACGGGGUGUUUACCUUCCUGCCUCGUUUCCUGUACGAGCAGAUCCGCCGCGCUGCCAACGCCUUCUUCCUCUUCAUCGCCCUAAUGCAGCAAAUCCCUGAUGUGUCUCCUACGGGUCGUUACACCACCCUGGUACCACUCAUCUUCAUCCUCACUGUGGCCGGGAUCAAAGAGAUCAUAGAGGACUAUCAAAGACACAAGGCAGACAACACAGUCAACAAUAAAAAGACCACAGUUCUGAGGAAUGGAGCCUGGCAGACCGUCAUAUGGAAACAGGUGGCAGUAGGAGACAUAGUGAAGGUGACCAAUGGGCAGCAUCUUCCAGCUGACAUGGUCAUAGUGUCCUCCAGUGAGCCUCAGGCCAUGUGUUACACUGAGACCUCCAACCUGGACGGAGAAACCAACCUGAAGAUCAGACAGGGUCUCACUCACACAGCUGGUCUCCAGUCUCUGGAGGAGCUGAUGGGUCUCUCUGGCCGUCUGGAGUGUGAAGAGCCCAACCGACACCUGUAUGACUUCACUGGGACCCUACGGCUGGACAACCACAAUGCGGUUCCUCUUGGUCCUGACCAGGUGCUACUGAGAGGUGCCCAGCUCAGAAACACACAAUGGGUUGUAGGAAUUAUAGUCUACACUGGACAUGACUCCAAACUGAUGCAGAACUCGACCAAGGCCCCUCUGAAGCGUUCUAACGUGGAGCGGGUGACCAAUGUCCAGAUCCUGGUGCUGUUCUGCAUCCUCCUGGUGAUGGCGCUAGUGAGCUCUAUAGGAGCCUCCAUCUGGAACAAACAACACACUGAGGAGGCCUGCUGGUACCUGUCACGCGCCGGGGACAUCUCCACUAACUUUUGGUAUAACCUGCUGACCUUCAUCAUCCUCUACAACAACCUCAUCCCCAUCAGCCUGCUGGUCACUCUGGAGGUGGUCAAGUUCACACAGGCCCUCUUCAUCAACUGGGAUGAGGAGAUGUACUACUCUGAGACAGACACACCCGCCAUGGCUCGAACGUCCAAUCUCAACGAAGAACUGGGCCAGGUGAAGUAUCUGUUUUCUGAUAAGACAGGAACUCUCACCUGUAAUGUCAUGCACUUCAAGAAGUGUACCAUCGCUGGAAUCACAUACGGCCACUUCCCUGACCUGGAUGUUGAUCGUUCCAUGGAGGACUUCAGUCCCCUGCCGUCCAGCAGUCUUAACUCCACAGAGUUUGAUGACCCCGCUCUCAUCCAGAACAUUGAGAAGAACCAUCCAACCUCUGCCCAAAUCUGUGAGUUUCUGACGAUGAUGGCGGUGUGUCACACAGUGGUCCCAGAGAGAGAGGAGGACCAGCUUAUCUACCAGGCCUCCUCGCCAGAUGAAGGAGCUCUGGUAAAAGGAGCCAAAGGUCUGGGCUUCGUUUUCACAGCAAGGACUCCUGGCUCCGUUAUCAUGGAAGCUAGGGGGAAGGAGAAGAGCUUUGAGUUGCUGAAUGUGCUGGAGUUUUCAAGUAACCGUAAGCGCAUGUCUGUAGUGGUCCGAACCCCCGAUGGAAAACUGCGUCUGUACUGCAAGGGAGCAGAUAAUGUGAUCUUUGAGCGUCUCACUGAUGCGUCUCAGUACAAAGAGCUGACCAUCGCACACCUGGAACAGUUCGCCACCGAGGGUCUGCGGACUCUGUGUUUUGCCUAUGUUGAUCUGGAGGAGGGGGUAUACCAGGAGUGGCUGAAGGAGUACACCCGUAUAAGCACUAUCAUUAAAGACCGGGCCCAGAAACUAGAGGACUGCUACGAACUACUGGAGAAGGACCUGUUGUUGUUGGGGGCCACAGCUAUAGAGGACCGUCUCCAGGCAGGGGUCCCUGAGACCAUCGCUACUCUGAUGAAGGCCGACAUCAAGAUAUGGGUCCUCACUGGAGACAAACAGGAGACCGCCAUCAACAUAGGUUACUCCUGUCGUCUAGUUUCCCAUGGCAUGUCCCUCAUCAUCGUCAACGAGGAUUCACUGGAUGCUACACGUGCCACCCUGACAGCCCACUGUACAUCUCUGGGUGACUCUCUGGGGAAGGAGAAUGAGUUGGCUCUGAUCAUCGAUGGACAGACUCUAAAAUACGCCCUGUCCUUCGAGCUCCGCCAAGCCUUCCUAGACCUCGCCCUGUCCUGCAAGGCUGUCAUCUGCUGCCGGGUGUCUCCCCUCCAGAAGUCCGAGAUCGUGGACAUGGUGAAGAAGCAUGUAAAGGCCAUCACUCUGGCCAUAGGAGACGGGGCCAACGAUGUGGGCAUGAUCCAGACUGCCCAUGUGGGGGUUGGCAUCAGUGGCAACGAGGGCAUGCAGGCCACCAACUCCUCUGACUACUCCAUAGCACAGUUUUCCUACCUAGAGAAGCUGUUGCUGGUCCAUGGGGCGUGGAGUUAUAACCGUGUCACUAAGUGUAUCCUCUACUGUUUCUAUAAGAAUGUGGUGCUCUACAUUAUAGAGCUGUGGUUUGCCUUUGUGAACGGCUUCUCUGGACAGAUCCUGUUUGAACGCUGGUGUAUCGGCCUCUACAACGUGAUCUUCACAGCGCUGCCUCCCUUCACUCUGGGGAUCUUUGACCGGCCAUGCAGUCAGCAGAACAUGCUACGCUUCCCCCAGCUAUACAGGAUCACCCAGAAUGCUGAGGGCUUCAACACCAAGGUGUUUUGGGGUCACUGUAUAAAUGCUCUGAUCCAUUCCAUUAUUCUCUUCUGGUUUCCACUCAAGGUACUAGAACAUGACAGUCCUUUCAACAACGGUCAUGGAACUGACUACCUGUUUGUGGGGAACAUGGUGUACACGUAUGUAGUAGUAACAGUGUGUUUAAAAGCUGGUAUGGAAACCACUGCGUGGACCAGGUUCUCCCACUUGGCAGUGUGGGGCAGUAUGAUUCUCUGGAUGCUGUUCUUCAAUGUCUACUCAGCUUUCUGGCCGGCCAUCCCCAUCGCUCCUGACAUGCAGGGCCAGGCUAGCAGAGUGAUGCAGUGCUGGCACUUCUGGCUGGGGCUAGUCCUGGUGCCAGCAGCCUGUCUACUCAAAGACUUUGCCUGGAACGCGGGUCGUCGCACUGUGAAGAAGUCUCUUCUGGAAGAGGUUCAGGAGCUGGAGGCCAGGGCUGUAGACCCCGGGGCUGCCGUGCUCCGAGACGCCAGCGGGCGCAGUCUGAACGAGCGUGCCCACCUGUUGACCCGGGUCUUUAGGAAAACACCCUCCAACGUGGGCCGCAAAAACUCUGUGCAGCAGAGCAACGUGUCUCAUGGCUAUGCCUUCUCCCAGGAGGAACAUGGGGUGGUGUCUCAGUCACAGGUGUGUCGAUCCUACGAUACCACCCGCCAACGGCCCAGCAUCUAGCCCCUCCCACUGCCCCGCCGCCCCACCCUCAGCCCACCUGGCUACGGGGCGCUUGGCAACAGUUACCGAGGUGGCCACAACGGUUGCCAAGGCGACAGCGGAGACAGACUAUGCUGAGUGACCGACCCUGCUGUGGCCUUACUGGAACUUAUACUGACUUUGACCUCUGACCUUGACCCCUGGAGAUCAUUGCUAAGCAUGGAGUCCCGUCUAUACUGUCCAACCUGGUCUCCGCUCCACACACACACACACACACACACACACACACACACACACACACACACACACACACACACACACACACACACACACA